GCCUCGCGCGCCCCACGCCUUCCGUCCCUCCGGGGCCUCGCGCGCGCGCAGCCGCCCACCCCUCCGCCGCCGUCGUUGUUGCCCCUCGAGCCAGCGGCGCCAUGUCUUCGCCUCCAGAAGGGAAGCUGGAGACCAAAGCUGGACACCCGCCCGCCGUGAAAGCCGGCGGAAUGCGGAUUGUGCAGAAACACCCACACACGGGAGACGGGAAGGAAGAAAAAGACAAAGAUGAGCAAGAAUGGGAAAGCAGCAGCCCGCCUAAACCAACAGUGUACAUCUCCGGUGUUAUUGCCCGGGGUGACAAAGACUUUCCCCCAGCGGCUGCACAAGUGGCCCACCAGAAGCCGCACGCCUCCAUAGACAAACAUGUUUCUCCAAGAACACAGCAUAUCCAACAACCUCGCAAGUGAUCUGCGCCCAGGCCCUGGCACCCUCUGCAGCCGCAGCACCCAGGCCCGCCCCCUACGAUGCUCCCCUGACCAAAGGAACUUGCGCUUUCCGAGAAAAGCCUAAGGCAAAGCAAAGUGACCCCCCCCCACUGUCUCAGGUCCCCACAUUUAAAACUAGAGAGGCUCCAACCGCAAAAGUUUUCCUUGAGUCCGAGUUGUGUGACACUGAAGUGCCAUUGGCAGAACAUGGCGAGUCCCGAGGAAGUCCUUCAUACUGGCAAUGACUUAAAGUCCUUACUCCUGGUCCUAAGAGGAAGAAGCCACCUUGGGGAGAUUUGAUAACAUUAGAAAAAUAAAACACUAUGAUAUGGAUUUUAUAAAUUGUGAUUUCUUCCUGCCCUAGCAUACCCUAUAUUGGCCCCGGUCCAUGGCUGCAGAAUUCCUACUUUUCUGAAAAGUUAAAAGGCUCCUUUAGGGGGGCUGGAGAGAUGGCUCAGUGGUUAAGAGCAUUGCCUGCCCUUCCAAAGGUCCUGAAUUCAAUUCCCAGCAACCACAUGGUGGCUCACAACCAUCUGUAACGGGGUCUGGUGCCCUCUUCUGGCCUACAGGCAUACACACAGACAGAACAUCGUAUACAUAAUAAAUAAAUAUUUUUUAAAAAAAAAGGCUCCUUUAGCCACACAUAGAACCUUCUGGAGUGCUGCUCACAGAGUACUCCUGGCUGUCCCGAUGCUCUGUGACCUGCAGCAUCUGCACCACCAGCCAUUCUGGAACUCUUCACCAGGCCUGUGCCGUUUCACUGAAGGAGGGGCGGGCUCCUAGAAUCUUAUAAUCAAUUUGGUAUCCCAGGAGUGGGCUUAACAGGGAGCAGGACAUACACCUGUUUGGUCAGUCUCUUCGUUCUUAAUUACUGAAGACCUCUUCAGUGCCAAGAACCAAGGCUCACUCUAGAGACCCAGGCUUGGGUGUAGAACUGCCGUGGAACCCACAGCCUUGCUCUGUCAUAUGGGACCAAAUACAGGAAAGGACCUUAGAGCAGGUAACACCAGGUCCCCUGUGCAGACUUCUCGCCUUCUGGUACCUAUCUCCUGAAGCGUCCAUAGUCCCUUUCAGUUCAGCAACCUGAGGGGCUGCCCGUGUUCCGUGUACUCUGAGCUGUCUCUGGUGUGCCUCUGUGGGCUCUAGGUCACUGAAUGUGGCAUGUUUCCCUAAAUAAAUUUAAUAAUCUUAAUGACAUUGAGAAUAUGUUGAUUUUAAUAAAGCUCCUGCAUUCUG
This is a messenger RNA of Microtus ochrogaster (prairie vole), 1664 nucleotides long. RefSeq names its product death associated protein (gene Dap). Gene Ontology annotation, molecular function: death domain binding. Gene Ontology annotation, biological process: cellular response to amino acid starvation; apoptotic signaling pathway; negative regulation of autophagy. The record is from RefSeq and is a predicted model, not a curated record. NCBI's taxonomy places the organism in Eukaryota, Metazoa, Chordata, Mammalia, Rodentia, Cricetidae.